AGCGCGGCCACGCGCGCCGCCCGCGCCCAGCCGCCGCCCGGGCGCCCAGGCUGGGACGGGGUGAGAUGGCAGCCUCCUCCUCCUCCUCUUCGGCUGGCGGAGUCAGCGGCAGCUCCGUGACAGGGUCGGGGUUCAGCGUUUCGGACCUGGCACCGCCCCGGAAAGCCCUCUUCACUUACCCCAAAGGAGCUGGGGAGAUGCUGGAAGAUGGCUCCGAGAGAUUCCUCUGUGAGUCUGUCUUCAGCUUCCAGGUGGCGUCGACACUGAAGCAGGUGAAGCACGAUCAACAAGUGGCAAGGAUGGAAAAACUAGCCGGUCUGGUGGAGGAGCUGGAGGCAGAUGAGUGGAGGUACAAGCCAAUAGAGCAGCUCCUGGGAUUCACUCCUUCCUCGGGCUGAGCGUGUCUGGAUCGCUGCUGUCAGGGAGCAGAAGAAAAGCAUUCCCUGGCCUGGCUUCCAAACCCCCCCCGUUCAUCAGAUGCUGACAGCUGCAUCGGCACGGCGGGGCUUCGCGUCUUUCUGGGAGCGGGGAUCCCCGUAAAGCUGCCAAUAAACAGAAAUGACUGGAUUCUGUAAGUCCUCACUCUGGCAGGCUGGCAGGGCUCAGUCUCUGUAACUUAGAAGGCAGGAUCAGCUGUGCAGCUCUCCGAGAGUCACUGUAUUAUUGACAGAGGAGGGCACACUGACAGUGUGGCCGCGGGGAGGGCGACCCAGUAACUCGGCCUGGCCCUGCGCUGGCGCGCGGCCGAAGCACUGGGUGACUGGGGAAACCCCUGUCUGUGCUCUGCAGCAAAUGACACCCUGCCAAAAACACUCCUCAGCCCCAGCCCUUGUUCUGGGGGAUGGACACGGCAGGAACUGGCCCAGGUCGGGUGAGGGGCCACGCGGUGCCUCGGAAGCUGUUCCCUCUCCAUCACCCUUUCUCUAGUAGUGCUGGUAAGGAAGGACACUGCUCUUUCUUUAACACUCUGAAACUUUUUCCUCUUCGUUUGUAUUAAAUUUCUCUGUGACAAUAAAAUAAUUCUCUCUUCAAAA
Pipra filicauda (Wire-tailed manakin) is the source of this 1034-nucleotide messenger RNA. RefSeq names its product anaphase promoting complex subunit 16 (gene ANAPC16). The transcript has 4 exons. Lineage: Eukaryota; Metazoa; Chordata; Aves; Passeriformes; Pipridae. Gene Ontology annotation, cellular component: kinetochore; anaphase-promoting complex; cytosol. Gene Ontology annotation, biological process: protein ubiquitination. The coding region runs from base 66 to 398 and encodes 110 amino acids. The record is from RefSeq and is a predicted model, not a curated record.